UUGGUGUCAGCAGAGGACCUGGUGGUGGCAAUGCAAAUAGAAAAACCCAGGUGCAGCACCCUGCUCUCUCUUUCUGGUGUGUGACUCCUGUAGAUAAAAUGACAGACUCAUAUUACUUUCUUAGCACACCAAGACAAAACCCUGUCUUUUUUGCUGAUCUUUGGAUGAGAAUGCGCCAACGUAGUGUUUCUGCUCCAGAUGAGUUCUGGUUUUCAGCAUGACUGUUGAGCAAAAAAAAAAUAUUGGAUGUUUUUUUAGUUCUCUCUCACCAUUUUUGUGUUAUCUCUAUGGAAGAUGAGUGGUCGGGGAACUUUUUACCUGAAGUUAAUCUAUUGCCAUUGGUAUAUCUCUGGUUUAAUGCAGAAGGUUUUUUUUGUGUGUGAAUGAAGGAGAGGGAAGAAAAGGCUGGCUGACCCGAUUUUUUUUAGUUUGGUUCAGUUUGUUGUCAUGGUGACGGAUCUCAUAACGUUCUGUGAAGUUAGAGAGCCUCAUUCCUCCGACCUGCACGAGGAGUGGAAAGGGCAAACUGCUGCCACAAGGAUUUUUCGCAUGAAGCUUCCCAGUUUGCAGCUUAGCUCCCAUGAUGCUGUGUUCUUACAAAGACAGCAUGUGAUGAUUCCAGACUUCUACGUAAGCUUUCUGGGUACUCUGUGACAAUGCUCGUGAACGUUGCCCCUGCUAUGUCUAGACAUCUUUGAGGAAGAACUGGCCGGACUGAAUCUGGAGGAAAUGGUGGAUAGCUGCUGUGCCGAGGAGCUGGAGUGCAAGAUCUGCUACUGCCAUUACAACCUGGGAAACAGGAGGCCCAAGGUGCUUCAGUGCUGUCACCGCUUAUGUGCCAAGUGCCUGGUCAAGAUCUUGGACCUGGGGGAGUCCCCCCCAAAUGCGAUUGUAUGUCCUUUUUGUCGGUAUCCAACCAGCCUCCCAGAGGAAGCAGAGGGGAGCCUCCCUGACGACUACAACAUUGUGCAGGCCCUGACUUUCAGGGUGAAAAACAAGAGGAACGUACAUGACGGCUCCACUGAGUUGCUCCUCAGUCCCAAGAGACUCAGCUCUUUUGUCAGCCCCUCGUCCUGCAGCUCCUCCAACUGCCUGGUGAUCACCAUUGUGGAUGCACAGCCGGAAGCACCCCUACAGCCUCAGAGCUCCGCCUCUCCCAUAGUGGAAGAAUACAGGUCCUCUAGUUUUGACUCCAUUGCUUCUGUGUCUCGUCGCUGGACCGUAUGGAACUGCGCCUCCAUGCUGUGCCAGACCUCAGCAAGGAUACUUGUGUGGAUGCUGGGCCUGUUGUACUUCAGUUCCCUGCCACUGGGGGUUUACCUUCUAAUCGCUCAAAGAACCACUGUGGGAGUAAUCUUGGUCAGUCUGGUACCUUCCAGUCUUCUCAUUGUCAUGGUGUAUGGCUUAUGCCAGUGUGUGUGUCAUGAGUUUUGGGAUUGCAUAUCUUCAUAGCAAACAGAGCAUGAGGUCCAGGAAAAAGAACAAUUUUCUGUGAGGAACAAAAUUAUCUUAAUGCAUAAGCUGUAACUUAACUACAAUUAAGGCUGUUGUGUUCCUGCAUGGAUCACUGGGCACAAGUGAAGAUUUAUUUCUCUUUAAAAUAUCAUUGUCCAGGUUAAGAGAGACGUUUAUGCUGUUAUGUUUUAAGAUAUUACACUUAGAAAAAAAAUGGCGUAUUUAAAAAAACAAAUGUUUAGAUAGUGCUGGUACAUUGUGAUAUGUCCAUUAACAUUUUCAGGUCUUUAUUCUGUUUAGUUUAUAUGCUGUGAUAAGUGUCUUAUCCAGUAAAAAGACUUCUGAACCUGGUUGUGAAGUCUACAAGGUAUACAAAUCAGUUAUCAUGACUUUCGGCCAAUUUUGUACACCUAAUGUUCUUUCUUAAAAUCAGGCUCUUUCUCAGGUAUUAGAACUGUGUAAUACUAUGCAUUUCAGACAGCAAUGGGAUGUGCACAAAAUGUGGAUGAUGUGCACAGUUCCUUUUAAUCUUUAGGAACUGUUUUGGAAUAAGGCAUGUGAGAUUUAAGAACUAAACAACUUCCUGUCUAAUUGUGAUGAAAGAAAAGCUUUGGGAUCUUUCACAAUUUUACCUACUUUCAGAUUAAAACAACAAUCAUCUAUAAUGAUAGAAGGUAUUUUUGAGGUUCUCUGCUACUAUUAUUUGCAAAAAUAUACUGGUCUCUUCUUGUGCUGUAUAUUUUCUGAAUGGAUGUGUUUUUGUGAGUCCUUAUAUGCUUUUUUUACUGAUUUUGUUUUCAUUUGUUACUCCAUAUAUUUGUUGAACUCAGCAGCUAGCAUUCAAUUAAUCAUUACCACAGAAUAUUUUUAGGAUACUAUAAAUGAUUCAAAACUACCAAAGUGAGAGACUUAUUCUUGACUAAUUCGUACUUGUUUUGAAGAAUAUAUACAUGUGGUUUCAAGGUUUUGCAUGUUAAUAAAUUCAGUGAUGCUACCUACACAGUGUAGAGCAAUAUGAAAUGAAUGUGAAUAUUAUUUUGUGAGGAAUACCAUAAAUACAUGAGAACAAUUUGUGUUGUGUACAUGGGGAAGAUUAUGUUAAAAUGCCUUUUUGGGAAUAAUGACAGCAAAUCACACUUUCAAGUUGUAUCUGUAGUGCUUUUGUUUUGUCUAGUCCAAUGUUUCCUGUCAAAAUGCUGCUUCCCUGUGUAACUACACAUUGACAACACAUUGACAAAGUCAAGCCAGUGGAUUUCUUCCAACAGUAAAUCACUGCAUGGAAGUGUAUUGAAAACAGGAGGCACUUUUUUACUAAAAGGGUUGUGGGAGUAUCGAAAAGCUAUGUUUUUGAAAAUAUUGCUCUGGUUUCUUUCAAGAAAUGCGCUUGACGAAUCUUUGGAUAAAUUAACUACUAACUACCAAAAUAGGCUGGCUAGACUGAAUGCCCUCCUCUUGUUUUCUUCUAACUUUAGCUUCACUUUCUGUGAAGAAUCUGCCUGUGUUCCCAUGUACAGCACCUUAUUUGAUUUAGAUUAAACAAUAAUAUUAAACACUGUAACUUUUCUUCAGCUGUUUCAACCUGUCCUUUUUUCAUUCAGGUCUUGAAGUACGUUAUUUUACCAAACACUGAGGCCAAAAAGAAGUCGCUCACCAAUAGUCUAAGGUGUAGCUUUUUUUCUGACCUAAUAAACCUAAUAAAUAUUUCAUGGAAUAAAACUGGAUGUUAGUAUAUAUACAUUCAAUAUUUUUUAAUAU
Messenger RNA from Lepisosteus oculatus (spotted gar), 3210 nucleotides. It is a transcript of the gene rnf182, whose product is annotated as ring finger protein 182. Lineage: Eukaryota; Metazoa; Chordata; Actinopteri; Semionotiformes; Lepisosteidae. Gene Ontology annotation, biological process: protein ubiquitination. The record is from RefSeq and is a predicted model, not a curated record. Gene Ontology annotation, cellular component: cytoplasm. Gene Ontology annotation, molecular function: ubiquitin-protein transferase activity.